Messenger RNA from Zasmidium cellare ATCC 36951, 570 nucleotides. RefSeq lists its product as uncharacterized. The coding region runs from base 1 to 570 and encodes 189 amino acids. NCBI's taxonomy places the organism in Eukaryota, Fungi, Ascomycota, Dothideomycetes, Mycosphaerellales, Mycosphaerellaceae. The transcript has a single exon. The record is from RefSeq and is a predicted model, not a curated record.
AUGCGUGCGCCGGCUGCUGGUGCUGCUGAAAGAGUUGCUGCAAAUAGUAUGCGGAGAUAUAUCAAUCAGGGUUAUGGCCACGGCGCAGAUAGGCUUAGCAACAGCGACAACAAGCUGCUGCUCCGCAGUGACUUGCACAGCUUGUGGGACAACAGGGCUUUCCUUCUUGCGCCGAAGGAGAUGAUGUCUUUGUUCUGCAUGUGCUGGAGGAUUCGUUGGAACUGCUUGCGCGCUAGAUACCACAACGUACGAACAUAUCCCUUGUCAGUAAGCCGAGAGCUGUUGUUCGCUCGUUUCGCUUGGGCCCUACUCCCUCACGUACGUAAUUUCGUCGCAGCUCGCCAAAGCCGGACAGUCUCUAUUGGACUGAAGACGGGAGAGCUCGUCACUCGAAGACUGUCAGCCAACCAGUGCUCUGCUCUUGCAGAGGAUCGGAAGAAAAGCCUGAGUCCAAAGAAGCGAAAAGCGCAGGAGUCGGGAAGUGACAAUGUGACGCAGGGAAUCGCACCUUCCGCAGGGACAAUUGACUACAGCCCCGCCGCCGAUUCCGCUUACGCCGCGCAUGAAUAG